This is a messenger RNA of Vitrella brassicaformis, 3571 nucleotides long. The record is from the annotation of a GenBank genome assembly. Lineage: Eukaryota; Vitrellaceae.
GAUGGAUUGCAUUGCUUACGUCCAUAAUAAAGGCACUCACUGUACAGUCAGUCAGUCAGUCACUUGGUGGAUGUCACUUCUGUAAGGUAACACUCACACACACUUCCUUUUACACAGCAAUGCAGUCGACAGACAGACAUAUUCUGGGGGCACUCACACCCAGUUUAAGGACUUCUCCACUGCGUCGUUCCAGCCUCUGAUCUUCGCCUCAACAAAAUCCUGCACACAGACAGACAGACAGACAUAAAGGUACCCGUGUGCAUCAGCCAGCAGUGGCUGUCCGCUUGCCUGUGUGACGCCUGGGGUCCACCUCGUGUCGUGGUCAUUGAGGUUCUGGUCAAGCCAAUCGAUCAGCACAGACACACGCCCACACACACAUGCACAGAGGAUGAUGGUUGUGCUGCUGCUGCUUACAUUGAGCUCGUCAAGCGAGUCCCAAAAUCCCACACCGAGGCCUGAACACCUCCCAUCCAUGGCACACAUCACCAUAAGGGCGGCCAUGCCACGGUGGCCGCGGCGCAGUCGCGUCCGUCUGUGUGUGUCUGCGGCUGACUGACUCACUGACCGGCAGCGAAUGCAGCCCCCAUAGCGGUCACUUCGACGUUCUUGGGCUUCUCUGUUGAUCGACAAGAUACAUAGGUGUACAGUAGAUACACGCCGGUGGGUGCGGUGGCCGGGGGGCUCAGCUGCUCGAGUGCCUUGCGUGCCAUUCAAUGGCAGGGCAUACCGACAGUGGUUUGCACCAGGUUGGCAUUGAGCUGCAUGAAGGUGCUGUUCUUGGUCAUACCUGCAGUGCAACCAACACGGACGGAACCACACAGCAAGCCAACGACGUAAAGUAAGUAAAGGGCCACCCACAUGAAUUUCAGUAAUGGCUAUCCUAUCAAGAAUACGCACAGCACCUCCAUCUACUUUGAGCAGGGGCACGCUGUCGAUCUGCAUGUCUUUCCUCAUCGCCGCCACGAUCUGAUUGAUAUAUGGGGUGGACAGACAGACAGACAGACAGACAGAGAUGACGCUCAAAGCCCACGCGGAAAAGUGAGAAGCGGCCUGCCGCCGUCCUGUUCGGCGACUGACUCACACGCACCUCAUUGAGUUGGAAGGCGAUCGCCUCGAACAGCGCCCGGACGAUGUGGGCCUUGGUGGUGCCCUGGGUGAUGCCAACGAUGCACCUACGAACACACACCGAGAGACAGAGAAGCAUCCCUCCUAUCCCUCCCUCCCUCUCUCCAUCCAUCCAUCCAUCUCUUGGCUUGUUUGUCCAGCCACUCCACUCCCCUCACCCUCUGGCGUCCGACCGCCACCUGGGGGCAAAGAGGCCGGCGAAUGCAGGGACAAAGAACACGCCCUCAGUGUCGUCGAUGGCCCGCAGCAGCUGCUCGCUCUCCUGUGCCGUGUCGAUGGCACCCAGGUUGUCCUUGAGCCAGCUGAUGGCCGCACCAGCUAUGGCUAUCGACCCCUGACAGACAGAGGACGCACUUAUGUGAGCUGGUCGGUCGCAUGUUUGGCUUUGUGGUGACCUCGAUGGCCCAUGUGACUGGCCUGUCUCGGCCGAGCUGGUAGCAGGGAGUGGUGAGGAGGCCGUGGGUCGACAGCACCUUCUCCUCGCCUGACGGACCGACACCAAUGAACGAAUGCCACGCCAUUGUCCAGAUUGUCAGCAGGGAGGGAGGGAGGGAGGCAUCGUUCGGGUAGGUGGACUCACACCUGCGUUGAUGAGGAUGAAGGCACCGGUGCCAUAGGUGCACUUGACCUGCACACAGACACACACAGACACACACAUGACGGACGGUUCGAGGCACGAUGGGUCGGUCCGUCUUGUUGGUUGCCCGCUCACCUGUCCCUUCUUGAAGAGCCCCUGGCCAACACAAGCAGAUUGCUGGUCGCCCAGACACUGAACACGCACACACACACACACACACAAACAGAGCAGAGCAGAGCAGAGCACAACAGACUAGCCUCAUCUGCUGGCCAUCCAGCCAAAACGAGAGUGCGGCGUGUGGAUAAUCCCCCAACCCACUCCCACCCCAGCAAUAGGGACGUUCUCGAGAUCCGAAAGCCCCACGUCACGCAGCCGCCCGUACACUUCAGACGAAGACCUGACAAGACAGAGACAAACGAAAGGACCACAUCAGAUGCCGAUUUCCCCUGCCAGGUACACUCGUCAUUGGGACCAACCUGAUUUCGGGCAGGCAGCUCCUCGGUAUGCCAAAUACACUGAUCAUGCCAAACACAGUGCAGACUUGACAGGCAAACCCCUUUGUUUGUCUUGGCGGCUUACUCACUCACCCGAGCAUGUGGUCGGACCACGUGCAGGUGUUGAUGUCCAUUAGGAAGGUGCGGGAGGCGUUGGUCACGUCCGUCACAAAGGCACCGCCGUCAGCACCGCCAGUCAGAUUCUGCAAACGAUACACACACAGAUGGAUAACAGACGAUCACACAUUCGCCGUCCCGCCUACCUACCCAUAUCAGCCACGUGUCUAUGGUGCCGAUCAACGCCUCGCCGUCACGCAGAGCUGCAGCCAGCCGCUCAUUAGUUAGUCAUCCAACACAUCUCGAUGGAGGCUCCUCGUUGUCUGACCUUGUUCGAUGUGUGGGUGGUUCCUCAUGAGCCACAGCACCUUGAAGGCCGAGAAAUACGACGAUAUGGGCGUCCCGGUGAUCGACCGGAACGCAUCCUGAGACCAACCACACCAGACGACACCAGACCAGACGACACCGUCCCGCUCGCUCAUGGAUGGAGUGACACACAGGCAUCGUGGCUGUCAUGCGUACCGCUCCUCCGUACUUCUCCGAGAACUCCUGCACGAUGCCCGACGUCCGUGUGUCGAGCCACACUGCACAGAGGGGUAUACACACACACACGCACAGGAGGAUCCAUCAAGAGCCCUGCAGGCACGGUGUGGUGUGGUGUGCUGUCGAUUGAUGGAUGCAUCACACCCAUCAAUCACCGACCGAUUGCCUGGUGCAGCGGCUGUCCCGUCCUCUUGUCCCAGACCACGACCGUCUCGCGCUGAUUGGUGAUGCCCACUGCAACCACCUUGAGCGAACGGUGCUGAUGACACACAACACAUCCACGACCAAAAGGAGAAUCUCUCUGCUCAGGCAAGGACACUUGUGUGCGCGCGCCGUACCAGAGCGAUGGCCUCGAGCAUUGCGGCCCUCAUUGCCUCCUUGGUAGAGGCCAGAAUCUCCAUCGCAUCGUGCUGCACCCACCUGCAAGCAACCAAACACCAUGCACAAUCACAUGCAAUGGACCGUUCCUCUCGAUGGAUGCAUCAUGGCGCUUGCCCUGGUUUGGGGAAGAACUGCUCGUGCGUCGACAUGGCGUCGCUGACGACCUGGCCAGCAUGGUCCAGCAGCAUGAACCUCGUUGACUGAGUGCCCUGCUCACAGAACAGACACACGAAGAUCCAUCAUAUCAGUCCAGAUGCCCCCUUAUGUCCGUGCAGUGGUUGCCGACUGGCUGACCUGAUCAAUGGAGGCGACGAGGGAUAUCGGCUUGUCGCUCAUCUUCGUCGUUGCAAACAGCCGCAGAGAUCCAGGCAGCCAAUGAGUCGGGAACCGGAAC